UUAAUGCCUGUUGCUGAUGCAGGAAAGUUCUGGAAUUAAUCUUUUCGUCGUUCGCCAUUUUAAACUCAGGGAAGUUCAUUCCACCACCAUGGUGCCAGAACAGAGAAGAGUUACCAGCAUGACACUAAACAGGAGAUGUCAGAUCACUUGCUCACGACAGCCUGCUUCACCUCCACAACUCCUUCAUCUACACCAACCUUCAUCUACAAUGAGGUCUCUAGUGGUACUCAUGUUCAUCUGCAUGCUUUUACCCAAAGCUGCUGUUGGUGAACUGAGCUGCUAUUUAUGUGAUCCCAGGAACUGCCAAAGAUUUACUAGGCAGAUUUGUCCUGCUGGAGCGGAUUCCUGCCUCACUGCAACAGCCACUGUCGGCACAAGUAAGUUUACUUUUAAGACUUGUGCACCAAAGCUGGUGUGUGACAUGGCUCAAUUAUCAGGAGUUUCUCUUGAAAAUGUGAAGUGUUGUCAGACGAACCUGUGUAACGGUGCUGAGAUCUUCACACAGAGUUUCCUCCUCAUGUUUGUCCCUCUGAUCUCCUCCCUGCUCUUCUUCUGAGCUCUGAUGAAAAAGCAGACAUAAACUUCACUGUAACGUCAUGUAUAACACAUACGUUCUGUCAAUAAACUUUGUUGCUUCAUAA
Molecule: messenger RNA, 641 nt
Organism: Tachysurus fulvidraco (yellow catfish)
Lineage: Eukaryota; Metazoa; Chordata; Actinopteri; Siluriformes; Bagridae
Product: ly-6/neurotoxin-like protein 1
Exons: 5
Coding region: 17-556 (179 amino acids)
Source: RefSeq, a predicted model, not a curated record